CCCAAUUUGUUGUGCAAAACAGGUACACUAUAUCGACCAAUCUUGGCCUGUUUCUGUAAUAACACACACAGCACCCGCAACACAACAAGGGAAAUACAAGGGAAUGGCCAGCGUGUUUGGUGGACCUUAACAAUUAGAAAAAGAAGCGAAGGGCUAUAUUAAGGUUCAUUUACCUUCAACAUAGCCCAGGACUUCUUGCCGUUCGUCCUGUGUCUUAAUAGCCUAUAAGCGAAUCCUCAUACAACCUUACUUAUUUAAUUCAGAUUUAAAAAUAUUUGGAAAAGAUGAUAAAGUAAACAUUGCAUGAGUUAUAAUCUUGCCCACGUACGUGCAACAUGUCGCUCGUUCUUCUAGCCCUGACUGACCGAUUAUGAGGUCGUACAAUGUUGUUGUUUGUUUGGUAUUUCUAGGGAAUUUUAUAUUCUCCGGUUUCAAAGCUGAGAAAGAUGUCGAUUCUGAGCUGCUUCUGAAAGAGAGUGGUUUGUCAGAGAGCGAGCUUGAUAAGCAGCUAGAGGAUGACUUCUCCCCUGCCCUUUUAUACGAAGAUCAACAGCACAACGACGAAAACGACACUCACCAUGAUACUUCAAGUGACGUCACCAAAGGUAGAUGUAGUGUUCACAGCUUACCCAAGUCAUGCACCUUCACUCCUAGCUGCUGCACUGUCACGUGUCCUGUCACGCAGCGAAGCAAAAAGGGUACAGCGCAGUUCAUCCUGCCAAUGUGCGGCCCCCCUGUGGUGCACGCCGUCGUGACUAUCCCCAGCUUGGAGCUGAACAAGACGUAUACGUACAGGCCUGGUCCCCAGGCCGAAAUCGUACGAAUGCCGGAGUUUGAGUACGAGUUUGGUCACGUGUUCAAUAAGUUGUCUGUGAUGACUACGAUGGUUGAGGACAGCGGCAAGUUGCGCUUUAAGGUGAUGACCAAGACGCAAGGCAGCGUAUCAGGAUUCACAAAGUACGAGUUCAACACGACAAUGUUUACAGCGAUUACCGCGAUGCCUUCCAAGACAUGCUCCAAAUCGAAACCUGGUUGCACGGCCCCUCCCAAAGUACCGGCUAAAGUAACAAGUGGACCACGCCACUGCUUAGGCCUAACCAUCCCUGGGGGACUCUGCCGCAUCAGCGCUGAUUGCCUCAAGAUCACCUGUUCACUCAAGUUCGCCGGCCAAAAUCUGUCGGCCUCCUUUAGCCUCAACAAAUGUGACAAGCCUGUAACGCUCGGUAUGCAUGUCAAGGUGCCCGGGCUUAAGCUUGAUUGGUCCAAGAAGCACAAGCCUGAAGCUGCUAUCCCAAUCCCUCAGUUUGCUUAUAGUAUUGGUAUGGCCGAGGGGGGCGUGUUUGUCAGUCUAGGGGUCGCUUCUCAAAAGGGCAAGCUGGCAUUAACGAUUCGAAUGAUGGUUGGUGUCAAAAUUAGAAUUUUGUGGAAAAUGGUUAAAAAAUUCCCGAUUAAUUUGAAACUGUUGCAGCUUAAGCUGCCAAUAGCUGCCGACUGCGGAAAGAGAUUUGACAACACUUUUACAGCGACACUAACAUCAGCACUGCCGACAAUUUUGCCAACAACAGCGUUACCGACCUUGUCAUCCGCCGAGCUACCAGCCGAUCAUGUGGCCGACAACGAUAUAACUCGUGAGAACUCAACUAGCCACCGUGUAAGCACUAUGUCACCAGAAGUACCAGGACGCAUCUAUGACGAUACAAAUAACGGAGAUGAAAUGAUACGAGAUAAAGACACAAGACCACGAGGUGAUAUUGAUCACGGCCCACGUGGAGGGAUCGACACAAGACCACAAGGAGAUAACGAUCAGAGCCCACGAGGAGAUAUCGACACAAGACCACGAGGAGAUAACGAUCACAGCUCACAAGGAGGUAUCGACACAAGACCACAAGGAGAUGACGAUCAGAGCCCACGAGGAGGUAUCGACACAAGACCACAAGGAGAUAACGAUCAGAGCCCACGAGGAGGUACCGACACAAGACCACGAGGAGAUAACGAUCACAGCUCACAAGGAGGUAUCGGCACAAGACCACAAGGAGAUAACGAUCAGAGCCCACGAGGAGGUAUCGACACAAGACCACGAGGAGAUAACGAUCACAGCUCACAAGGAGGUAUCGGCACAAGACCACGAGGAGAUAACGAUCACAGCUCACAAGGAGAUAUCGACACACGACGGCACAUGACACAGCACGAGCAGUAGCGGAUCUAGGGGGAGGGUUUAAGGGGUUUACCCCCCACCCCUUUGGGCUGCCAGAAAGCCAUAUGUAACUGAGCCACCACCCCCCCCCCCCCCUUUAGCGAAAAGCUAGAUCCGCCCCUGACGAGGGCUCAGAGCAUAUACCAAGCAGAUAGAGGCCGCCGAUAGAGGAAUUCCGUUAAAACCAAAAGGACGAAUGUCUGAUAAGUUUAACGGCGUGCCCCUGGAUUACUCGAGUAGUGAAGUCAAUCCACUGUGGCAAGCUACACUGGAAAGCGUGUAGUCACCUGUAGUAAAUCAUCUCCAAACUACUGGUUGUGUCACCCUCAAUGUGUUCUCUUGAUCAGUUCAUGCCACUGACGCUAGCAGCUUAUAGCUGAGAGGAUAAAAUAAGCUACUGGUGUGUCGCCCCAAAUAUCUUGGGAAAGUCUUCUCUUAACAUGCUAAAGCCAGUGACCAUUAUUAGUGAAGCUAUUAGGUGAGAGGAUAAGACAUAGCCUGCUUUGCAAGCACACAGGGCCGGGGAAGAUGAGCGAUAUACUCCAUGCGCCUGGAGAGAAGAAUGAAGCCUCACCCUAGCAUGGCGCCUCAUCUCCGUAUUUUCUCUUUUUACCCAACCCUUUGGGCUUGCUACGUAGGCUAGAUAAGACAAAGUACUGGUUUGUCGCACCCAAUAUACUCUCUUGAUCAGCUCAUGCCAUUGCAUUGACAGCUAUAAUUGAAGCUUAUAGCUUAGAGGAUGAGACAAGGAUUCAUAGGGUUUUUUGUAUAAACUUACUCGAGACUUUAUGGGUGUGGCACUUUUAAAGUAACUAAAUAUUUUCUACAAAAUGGUCUUGAAAUGUGAUUUAAACAAUCUUAAUCAUUUUAUUCUUAAUUUAAUAAGUAAUGCAACCUCAUUCCCAGGGUUUUCCUGUUACUUGGGCAUUUCACCGUGACUCAAAUAACAAUAAAGGGAGUGACCUGGGAACGAGGUUGUAAGUACUUUCGGACAUGAAAUCACACGUCCAAGAACAUGCCGAGGCUCAGAUAACAGCAAUAUUGUUUUGUUUCUGUGAUACAUUCUAAAAUGUAGAAUCAAAUUCAUUGGGUUAUCCUUUUUUUAAACUGUAAUUUUAAAACAUUUUCAGGCUUUAAAAGAACCCCAGCCUAAUUAUACUAGAUAUAUUUAGGCACUGCCUAAAGCGGAGCACCACACUUAUUGUUCUUAUCCAUAAUGGUGAACAAUUGUAUCUGUGAUAGAUAGACAGCUUACUUCAAAAUUAUUGCAUAGCGCAAUUUACAUCGAGUAAAUUGAACACAAAAAUUUUAAAUAAAUAAACAGAUAAUACGAUUUAUGGAAAUAGUGCGCUUUACAAAAUAUGAUCGUAUGACAUAUAGAUUCUCUAAAUUCAAAACAGUCUUCAGGCCAUUGGACACAAUGUUUGUAGCUUCCAUAGUACAUAUUGUACAGUAUCACCCAACCCAGGUUUGAGAAAUCGCUUGGAUUUCAAAAAUACCAAAAUGUUAGGUUUGAACAUUCCUUGUCAUUUCAAAACUAUUAAACAAGCUUCUGAUAAUGAUGGGUUUGUUCCUUUUUGAUCACCAAGCAUGUUUGCUGAAUGAUGUAUUGUUUUCGAAAAAUUUAUAAAUAUAAUUUAUAGGCUACUUUUAAUUAUUUUUCAAUGGACCAAGAUUUUACUAAAGGUUAUGGGGUCGAAAUUAUUUUUCGAAUGUAGGUGUAUAAACCGCAAAGAGAUUUCUCAACGUGGAAAAGUUUAUAAUAGAUUGAAUGUUUUGUCGUAAAAAUGAAUUUCGAUAGAAGUUAUAGCUGUCAAACACUAUUGAACUCGAUCAAUCUUAUUGGGUUUCGAAAUAAGAUAUUAAAAGCUUAAAAUCAAGGUACCUGAA
Nematostella vectensis (starlet sea anemone) is the source of this 4084-nucleotide messenger RNA. RefSeq lists its product as uncharacterized. Bases 371 to 2197 code for a protein of 608 amino acids. The transcript has 6 exons. NCBI's taxonomy places the organism in Eukaryota, Metazoa, Cnidaria, Anthozoa, Actiniaria, Edwardsiidae. The record is from RefSeq and is a predicted model, not a curated record.